AUGAAUAACGAUAAUACUCGAGAUACCUUACUGAUUCAAAUACAUGACUCAACGUCGAAAUAUACAUACAAACAUAUAUAUCAAAGUGGUGAAUCUCUCAAACAUGAAACGGAAGAACGAUCUGUAAUUGAAACUCAUUCAAAUCAUCAACGAAAACGGCGAACAAAGACAAAUUAUUAUCCAACAACGAUUUACUACAAUAGUAAUCAUCGUCAAAAGUCACAACCGACACGCUCGUCAUAUCCAACAAGAAACUACGAGCGCUAUCCAUCGACUGUUCGUCCAUUGAUGGAAAUCAAGAAUGUCUACGAAGAUUUCGAUAAGGAUGAAAUCGCUUAUCUCACAUAUAAACCACGUGAAUCGAAACAACGUGGUCAAUAUCGCAAUCGCAAAGCUGAACUGGAUUGGGAUCAUGCAUUUGAUCUUGAUCAAUUACAUUUAUACACCACACAAAUCGAUCUCGAUAAUCACUCGUUGACAAGUCUUCAAAGUUCAACUGACAAUUCAUUUUCAUUCUUUUGA
Messenger RNA from Adineta ricciae, 522 nucleotides. Lineage: Eukaryota; Metazoa; Rotifera; Eurotatoria; Adinetida; Adinetidae. The record is from the annotation of a GenBank genome assembly.